CUUAAGAUUUAAUUCUUGUUUUUCUUUUCUACUAAAGAUGGCGCUAAUCCACCUAUCAUUAAAAUUUAACAGAUUUUUAAUAUAAGGAAUUGUUAUGUAAAACUAAAAAUAUCAAUAUUUAUUUGUCGCACUCCAUUUUGUUUACUGCGUUCGAUGUAAAAUAAAUUUAUGCAUUAGUAGCUACUCACUGCCAGUGAACUGUUUCUAAUAAUGAUGAUUAUGCAACUGUUUCAAUCAGCGCUAUAGGAAGAAGAUGAACAAUCCACUAAAAGAGUUUAGACCUGAAAGUUUGUGCCUUCUUAAAGAAACCCAAGAAGAUUAUUGGUGUUAUGCACGAAAAGGUCCACAAGAUUUUUCAGUCUACACCGAGAAAUCUUCUAUUUAUGAAGCUCCAAUGAAAGAAAAAUUUCGUGAGUCGUCUGAUGUUUUAGUGAGAUGGACUGAUGGAUUGCUAUACUUAGCAACUAUAAUACAAGUUGAGGAUGAAUACAGCAGGUGUGCUGUCAAAUUUGAAGAUGGAUCUCAGUUUUGGGCUUUAUACAAAGAUAUAUAUAAAGGUCCUUUACCAGAUAAUGAAUUUGCUUGUACUGUUUGUGACAGUGCAUCUUCUCAGCCCCCAGAUGAAAUAGUCAUAUGUGAUAAAUGUUCUGUAGGUUAUCAUCAACUGUGUCACAUUCCUAAAAUUAGUACAGCUGAUUUAAAUCCAGAAAUUCCUUGGAGUUGUAGAAAAUGUGUAUUUGUACAUGCAGCAAAGAAAGGUGGUGCUUCUAAAAAAGGACCUAAUGCUCAAGCCCUGGCUAUAAUGAAGCAAACACUGCCAUAUGAGCCUCAGGCCUUGACUUGGGAUACAUCUCACCGAUCAAACUUGCAACAGACUUAUUGUUACUGUGGUGGUCCAGGAGAAUGGUAUUCUAAAAUGCUUCAGUGCCUCAGGUGCAAGCAGUGGUUUCAUGAAGCUUGCCUUCAAUGUUUGGAUGAACCAUUGCUUUUUGGUGACAGAUACUACAUUUUUAUAUGUUCUUUGUGCAAUAAAGGACCAGAGUUCCUUAGACGUUUACCACUGCGAUGGCCAGAUAUUGCUCAUCUAGUCCUUUUCAAUUUAACUGUUAUACAUGGCAAGAAAUUUUUUGAAUUUGAUACCAAAAUUAUGGCUUUUUUAAAGGAUAAUUGGUCUCAAUUUCAAAUAAAGGGAGAGGUUAUGUCAAGAAUGCCAGUAGAGGAGAAAAAGAAAAAGUUAUUAGAAGCUUUAACAAAUUGUAAAAGCAGGUUCACAUCUGGAAAAGAAAUAAAAAGAAAAGCAACUGUCUGGGGUUUGAGAUCUCGUAUUCCGCCACCAACACCAGUUGUUACAUUACCAGAAUCUGGUACAAUUACGAAUGAAGUCUUAGAUUCUAUUAAUGGUUCAAGGAAGUCAAAACUUACCCCAGUGCACCAGUCGAAAAUAUCUCCUAUGCAUCCAUCAAAAUUAACUCCUGUCCAACAGCCAAAAUUAACUUCAGUUCAUCAGUCGAAACUAGCUUCAGCACACCAAACAAAAUCAAAUGGUUCUUCUUUGCCACCUGCAAAGCGCGCUAGAAAAUUAUCACUUGAUGACGAUGUGAUAAUCAUUGAACCAGAUCGGGAAGUAAUUAAAGAAGAAAAGCCAACUCCUCCCCCGUUGAAUGUAUUGCAAAAACGAGAUCAUCCCUUCCGUAGAAAAAGUGAAAACCAAAUAUCUUCCAAUCAAGAAGAAGAAAAAAAGAACCAUGUUAGAAAAAAGGUGGAAAAAGCAUCUUUAGUCGAAGAAAAACCUCACCCAACAAGGAGAAAAAAUGAAAAACCGCUGCCACAAAGUCGCAGUGAAGACAAAUCCAAAAAACCUACUUUGCUGCCAAAAAAGAAGGAGAGGAGAAAGCUGCCACAUCGGUUAGUCAGAUGCCUAAAUAAACCUAAUGGCUUGCGGAAGGUACCGCGCACUUCACCCAUCCUUAUUGAUUUGUCCGAAAGUGACGACACAUCUUCAUCUCACGGUACUCUUAACACAAUUAUUCCUCACCCUACAGAUUUUGAAGGUGUGAACAAUCCAUUUUUGCAAAAUUAUUCUUCAAAUAGUGCUUUACCAUCAACAACAUCGUCCGUUUCAUCAGUGACUGGUUCAAAAAGUCGGUCUAGGCUCAGAAAUAGGAAUAAUUGUGUUAAAGUAUGUCCUUCGCGAAAGUUCACUUCCACUAGGUCGUCGGCCUCGGUGAUUAACAGGCUUUUAAAUGACUCUCCUUCUAAUAGCAAAGUUCAGUUACCUGCUGAUACUUCGACUACCACUUCUGAUUUAAGUUCCUCUGUGAGCAGUUAUUUUGGGAUGGCUGAUCGCAUUUCUAACGGAGAAAAAUUCACGGUGUUAGCAAAACGGACUGGACCUGAUGGUAAGACUCAGUAUUUACUUCAGUGGGAUAGUCUUAGUUCAUCUUGAAAGUGGGGUUUGUAAACACUCUUGAUUUCUCGUGCAUUUAUUCCCUCAAAGUGUUCAUUAACUGCUUUUUCUAAAAUUAUUUUUUUGCUUUGAUAUUGUUUUUAAAGAAUUGACUUCUAUGAAUCAUUAUGAAACAAGCAGCUGGGCCAGUUCUGGAAAAUUUGGCAAUGAAUGUUUUGCUCUACAUUAAAAAUCAUGAACAAGAAGCCUGUACUUGUGCAAUUCUAAAUUUAGUUAUGAUUGAAAAUUUAUAUUGUCAAGAAGUAUUAUACUGUUACAUACAAGUAUUAUUUGUGAUUUUCACCUGGUGAUUUAUUUGUUGGUGAAAUGUUUUAAAUUAACUUGAAGUACACUCGUUUUUAUUUCUGUUUACUACCUUAGUAAUUUUAAUGACUUUGAAAAUUUCAUAAAACUGUAUCUACAACUCAAUAUUUAUGCAUACCUUCGUGAUUCACUGCAUUGAAUUGAAUUUUCAAUUUGUAGAUGUUAGUUAUUUUCUAACUGAGAAAGUUUAAAUUUAUAAACUCAACUACCAGUUAACCUAAAAAGAAUAUCUAACCAAUAAGUAACAACGCUUUUUAUUUCGUAGCAAUCCUCCCAUUUUCUUCUUCUUUUCAACAGAGACAACAUUAUGAAACCGAGUGUCGCCAGUCGCUUAAUCUAGUGUUAAGCUAUUAGUAUGCUAUUUUGACAUAUUGGAAUUCAAUAUGUUUGGUUCAGUAUGAUUUAGUUAAUUCAGUGGUAUUAAUAAAAUUGGAUUCUGUUAUUUUAACAGUUCUUAUAAUUAUAAAAUUGGGUUUUAUUAUACCCAAUAACAAAAAAUAUUGAAAAAUUAGUUUAUUUAAACUUUUUAAGAAAUUUCACAGUAUUUUUGUUUUAAUUUUUUAAAAAUAGUAUAUUAAAAUCUUUGAAAAUUAAUGCUAUUAUUUAAACUUGAUUGCAAUAAUAAACAUUUUAAAUAUUUGAUUUUUUUUUUAUUAAGCUUCUUCCUGUGUGGUUUUUUCCACUUUGGAAGAAACUUGCUAUCCCAGUUUUAAACAGCACUGGUUUUUCAAGCAAAAAUUUUUUAAUUAUUUAACUAAGUUUGUGUAAAAAUAACUAAUAUCUACCUUUUUUAUUAGAACCCUAGAUAAUCAUAAUUUGUUUUGUUUUUUCAUAAAUUAUUAAGCAUAUAAUUUUAGUUGUGUUUAAAAUCAUAAAUUAGUUUUUAUUGUUUUAAGAAUUAUUGCAUCUCAGUUUCAUACUAAUGUUGUACUGUACUACUUCUUAAAAUGCUCCAUUUAACUUUUUAAUAAACUUGGUAAUAUUCUAAGUUAUAACUAGUAUUUAAAAAAUUAAGACAUUUAAAAGGAAAAUAUUAAGUGCCUCUAUAAAGUUCAAAACUUUUUAAAAAAAAAAAAAAAAGAUUUUAAGUUUAGGAAAUUUUUUGUAAAAUAAAUUCAAUUUAAUACCAAAUGUUGCAUUCCAAACUUUUUAAUAACAUGUGAGAUUCACUCUGGCCUUGCUAAACUUGUUUAUUUUUUGACCAAAUAUUUCUUAUGUAUUCAUGUUAUUUUUAGUAGUUUUAUUCUGUUUGUGGUUAUACAAUUAUUCUAUUUUCUUUUUACAUCAAAGUUGUCGGGGAAAAAUAAAGUCUUGAUCAAUUUCAUUUGUACAUCCAUAAAAAUUAUUUUGUUACUGAUCAAUGAAGUAAUCACAAAUGAAUACUGCCUUCUAUUUGUAUUUUCCUGAGAAACUGUUGGUGUUUAUAGACGUAUUUAAUGUUCUUGUCUCUGUGGAAUAAGUGUUUUUAAAAAAUUUUAAAAUAUAUAUAUAGUAAAUUCUUAUAUUACUGUGGCUCAAAGAAUUAAAGUAUUUUGAAUUUUCCAUAA
Parasteatoda tepidariorum (common house spider) is the source of this 4317-nucleotide messenger RNA. RefSeq lists its product as uncharacterized. Gene Ontology annotation, cellular component: nucleus. The record is from RefSeq and is a predicted model, not a curated record. Gene Ontology annotation, biological process: negative regulation of gene expression, epigenetic. NCBI's taxonomy places the organism in Eukaryota, Metazoa, Arthropoda, Arachnida, Araneae, Theridiidae. Gene Ontology annotation, molecular function: DNA binding; chromatin binding.